CGAUCCGUAGCGCCCAGAGUCGACGGCGGAAAUAUGGCGGUCGCGUGGGCCAUAGAGAAAGUUUGUGCGAAGGCCGUGCAGUCCUAGUGCAGGCGGUGUCGGGUUAACGUCCCCGCGGCUUCCCACCUCUUGGUUCUGAGUCGCAGGCUCUGAGGCCCCACGCCCUUUCUGCUUUGCGAGGCUCUCAGCGGACGGAGCGAGGCUCGGUGGCGACUCCCGAGGCAGGUCACUAUAAAGAGAACCUCUGAGAAAAUGUUGGAAUAGGAGUUACCAUAUUGGCUUGGUUGAAUGAAAUACAAGAAGUUAAUUUUUGUGUCGCGUGGGAGCCGCCCACUUGCCAGGUUACAUGUGUAAAUCACUGCGCUACUGCUUUAGUCAUUGUCUCUAUCUAGCAAUGACAAGGCUGGAAGAAGUAAACAGCGAAGUGAACAUGCAUUCCUCCGUGCGGUGUCUUGGCCAUUUAGCCAGAAUCAACCUACUGGUGGCUAUAUGUUUAGGUCUUUAUGUAAGAUGGGAAAAAACAGCAAAUUCUUUAAUUCUGGUGAUUUUUAUUCUCGGCCUCUUUGUUCUCGGGAUUGCCAGCAUCCUCUACUAUUACUUCUCAAUGGAAGCAGCAAGCUUAAGUCUCUCCAAUCUCUGGUUUGGAUUUCUGCUCGGCCUUCUAUGUUUUCUUGAUAAUUCAUCCUUUAAAAAUGACGUGAAAGAAGAAUCAACCAAAUACCUGCUCCUGACGUCUAUAGUAUUAAGGAUAUUAUGUGCUUUGGUGGAAAGAAUUUCUGGUUAUAUCCGCCAUCGGCCCACUUUACUAACCACAGUAGAGUUUCUGGAACUUGUUGGGUUUGCCAUCGCCAGCACAACUAUGUUGGUGGAGAAAUCUCUGAGUGUCAUUUUGCUUGUUGUGGCUUUGGCCAUGCUCAUUAUAGACCUGAGAAUGAAGUCCUUUCUAGCUAUCCCAAACUUAAUAAUUUUUUCAGUAUUGUUCUUUUUCUCUUCAUUGGAAACUCCUCAAAACCCGGUUGCUUUUGCAUGUUUUUUUAUUUGCCUGAUAACUGAUCCUUUCCUUGACAUUUAUUUUAGUGGACUUUCAGUCACCGAAAGGUGGAAACCUUUUCUGUACCGUGGAAGAAUUUGCAGGAGACUUUCAGUGGUUUUCACUGGAAUGAUUGAGCUUACAUUCUUCAUUCUUUCAGCAUUUAAGCUUAGAGACACUCAUCUUUGGUAUUUCGUGAUACCAGGGUUUUCCAUUUUUGGAAUUUUCUGGAUGAUUUGCCAUAUUAUUUUUCUUUUAACUCUUUGGGGAUUUCAUACCAAAUUAAACGACUGCCAUAAAGUGUAUAUUAACCACAGGGCAGAUAACAAUAGCCUUGAUAGAAUCAUGGCAUCCAAAGGAAUGCGUCAUUUUUGCUUAAUUUCAGAGCAGUUAGUUUUUUUUAGUCUUCUUGCAACAGCAAUUUUGGGAGCAGUCUCCUGGCAGCCAACAAAUGGAAUCUUCUUGAGCAUGUUUCUUAUUGUUCUGCCAUUGGAGUCCAUGGCACAUGGGCUCUUCCAUGAGCUGGGUAACUGUUUAGGAGGAACCUCUGUUGGAUAUGCUAUUGUCAUCCCUACCAACUUCUGCAGUCCUGAUGGUCAGCCAACACUGCUUCCACCAGAACAUGUACAGGAGUUAAAUCUGAGGUCUACUGGCAUGCUCAAUGCCAUCCAAAGAUUUUUUGCAUAUCAUAUGAUUGAGACCUAUGGAUGUGACUAUUCCACAAGUGGACUAUCAUUUGAUACCCUACAUUCCAAACUGAAAGCUUUCCUUGACCUUCGGACAGUGGAUGGACCUAGACAUGAUACCUACGUUUUGUAUUACAGUGGGCACACCCAUGGCUCAGGAGAGUGGGCUCUAGCAGGUGGAGACAUUCUUCGCCUUGAUACGCUGUUAGAAUGGUGGAGAGAAAAGAAUGGUUCCUUCUGUUCCCGGCUAAUCAUCAUAUUAGACAGCGAGAACUCAACACCAUGGGUGAAAGAAGUGAGAAAGAUUAAUGACCAGUAUAUUGCAGUUCAGGGAGCUGAGCUGGCAAAGACAGUAGAUAUUGAAGAAGCUGACCCCCCCCAGCUAGGUGACUUUACAAGAGACUGGGUAGAGUACAACUGCAGCUCCACUAACAACAUCUGCUGGACUGAGAAAGGACGCACAGUGAGAGCCGCAUACGGUGUGUCAAAGAGGUGGAGUGACUACACUUUGCACUUGCCGACCGGGAGUGAUGUGGCCAAGCACUGGAUGCUACACUUCCCUCGUAUUACAUAUCCGUUAGUGCAUUUGGCAAACUGGUUAUGUGGUCUGAACCUUUUUUGGAUCUGCAAAACUUGUUUUAGGUGCUUGAAAAGAUUAAAAAUGAGUUGGUUUCUUCCUACAGUGUUGGACACAGGACAAGGUUUUAAACUUGUCAAAUCUUAACGUGGACACCAGGGAAGGAUUUUAUUGAGAGUUCGUGUUACCAUUCAUCAGUAACUUGGCAUUUUUUUGUAUGCUGUAUUUUUAUUUGUGAAAAGUAUCUUGCUACUUUCGUAGCUGUUCUCACUUUGUCUUUUCUUAAGUAAUUAUGGGAUAUGUAAGAUAUUGGGAGUAUGCAUGAUUUUAUACAAAAGUAUACAGAGGGUCAUAAAAAUGCCGAAUGUAGAUGUGUAAGAGAUCUUAAAAAUAGCAGUGCACUUUCAAGUAUGUUACCAUUUGUCUCCAGUGAAAAGAAAAACAGUUGUCUGUCCUCCGCAGUGGCCAAUGAAGAAUUCCUCAUGCCUUAUUUUCCAGGCAUGCAUUAGAGAAUGUAGACCAGACCAAUGUGUUUUAAGAAAACUACCAAUUUACUUACUAGAAGAUUCUUUCAUCAGUGUGAUUCAUAGGUUUGUUUGACCCCAAGACUAUUUGCAGAAGUAUAAACUCUUGGCGCAGGAAGAGACCUGCUCAUAAUGGCUGCAAAAUGCCCUUUCUCCACCACACCCAAAUGUCUUGGCUGUGACCUUUACUAGUACAGCAGAGAAGCCCAACUGCCUUUGAGAUGAAAGCAUUGUUAAUGUAAGUAACAAGAAGAGCGGGCAAGAGUUCCUUCAUGGUUACUGAGGGACUUUGAAAAUACUGGUAAUUUUAAGAGUCUUUCUCAGGGUAACUUUAUGGUUUCUUAAUGAAUAGUAUUUCCAGCUACAAAUUCCUUUUAAGUAAAUCAUAAAUCAGCAUUCUUUUCAGAAAAUAAAUGUAGCCAUUUCUCAUUGGCAACUCAUUCUACCCUAAGUAUUUCUGUGGAGUUAGUGUUCUGCCAUGAAGAUUAUUUUUCAGAUCCUAUUAUAAUAACUUUUUUUCUGCUGAAGGUCAAAGGAUGGGAACAGAUCAUUUUUGUUGUUGUUGUAUACAUGUAUUGUAUUAUGUAAAAAAGUAUUCAUGUUGGCAAUUUUAGGUAAGCAUAAUGGUGUGGUUGUAAUUUUCAAACUUUAAUUCA
This is a messenger RNA of Acomys russatus (golden spiny mouse), 3473 nucleotides long. RefSeq names its product transmembrane protein 168 (gene Tmem168). Bases 347 to 2440 code for a protein of 697 amino acids. The record is from RefSeq and is a predicted model, not a curated record. The transcript has 5 exons. Lineage: Eukaryota; Metazoa; Chordata; Mammalia; Rodentia; Muridae.